UCGAUCAGAUAAAUGUUGGUUCUCUCGUGUGAUCCGAUAAUCCGACGAACAUUGGAGUUCGUCAUUCUGUUGGCGAUAGUUACCGCGAUUAGUCGUACGUUCACUGCAAACAGCAAUUUUAAAAAUGGCCGGAAAGCGUCACGACAAUGGCGCAGUGGACGCUCCCGAAAGAAAAAUCAAGAAGAAGAACUCGAAGCUGGAUGAAAUCGUAAAAGAGUUGGCUGAAGUGAAAUCGUCAAAUGCCAAGCUAACCGAACAACUUGGAAAAGCACACGAAACCAUCAUGUCGCUUCAGGCCAGCUUGAGAACACCGCGACGUGAGAGUUGGGAUGUGGAAAGCGUCGAAUUCAAUGGUAAUGUUGGUCUCAGUUUGCAAACACCGCGUAGCGAGAGUGGAGAUGUGGAAAGCGUCGAAUUUAACGGGAAUGUUGGUCCCUCGAGCACCCAUCGACAGGCGAGUCGACCGGGGAAUGAAUCAGGAAACGAAUUAUCACGGUUCAUGUCUUCAAUGAAUCAGAUGUCAAUUUCUUCAAUCAGCGUACCGGAGUGUAAAGCAUCGGUGGAGGGGGAGCAGAUAGGAAGACGUGAUUUCGAAGCCUGGAAAGACCUGCUUACUGAUUCCCUCAAGUUGGCUGGAGUAAACGACGAGGCUACUCAGUUCGUUCUGUUCAAGGUGAAGGCAGGAUCAAUGCUUUUAGAAAUCUACAAGAACACCAAGUCGUCCGUGGAGGCUCCGAAUGCUGAAUUGUAUCCAUUUUCGAAUGCCUUGUUCCGGCUGAAGGCGUAUUUUGGUUCAGCGUCGGAUAUCAUGCUUCAGCGUCGGAAGCUUGCGGUGAUGGGCCAGCGACCGGAAGAAACGGAUUUGUCAUUCAUCAUGAGUUGGGGCUACUGCUCGUCUAUGUGA
Ochlerotatus camptorhynchus is the source of this 904-nucleotide messenger RNA. RefSeq lists its product as uncharacterized. The record is from RefSeq and is a predicted model, not a curated record. Bases 125 to 904 code for a protein of 259 amino acids. Lineage: Eukaryota; Metazoa; Arthropoda; Insecta; Diptera; Culicidae. The transcript is spliced from 2 exons.